Molecule: messenger RNA, 2045 nt
Organism: Drosophila kikkawai
Lineage: Eukaryota; Metazoa; Arthropoda; Insecta; Diptera; Drosophilidae
Source: RefSeq, a predicted model, not a curated record
UCGAAACGGUCGCCAGCGUUGGUGGAAAAACCGAUUUUUUCGUGCUUUCCCGACUUCGCUUAUCGUUGUUGUCCGCUUAUCAGCGUCGCGCGUCGUUGAAAUGCCGUCGGUGGAAAUGCAGUUUGCCUAGUUUUCCGCGCUGCAACAUAUCAACUGCGUCGUUUUUUUGACAGCAUCCUGCAAUCAUGUUUUGGAUUUUACGCCGCACUGGCGCCGCCAACUUCUUCAACUCCUUCAACAACAACUGCAGCUUCUCGAAGAGCAACGCGAACGGUGGCAAUCACAGCAACAGCACUCAAGACAAAUAUGUGAAGCGGCCCCCACGGAAGGCAUAUGGACGACUCAGCGCCGAGGCUGACGAUGCCGUGUCACUUGGCCACAAAAUCGAUGAUCCGUUCGAUGAGCUAGACGACUUUGAAAUGCUGGCAGCGAACGCAAACUCCAGUGCCUGCUGUAGCAACGGCAAUGGCAAUGCCAACGAGCCACCAGGUGAAGCCAAUGGCAACGUCAAUGUCAACGGCAGUGCAGGAGGCGGAGGAGUAGGCAGAGGAGGUGGACUCGGAUGCGGGAAUGGGAAUCUAUUGGCCUGCCCGGAUGCCGAUUGCCAGGGCAACUACGAAGUGGAGAGCGCCCUCUGCGAGCUGGGCCUGUGCCAGGCGAAAGCCAAAACAUCAAAGGACCUGGCGGGGGCCACGUCAACAUCGAAGGAGAUUAACGAAAACACAAUAAGUCGACUGCACGCCCUGGCCAUGGCCGACGAUGAUGAUGACUACGAUGAAUCCCUUACCUGCAACGUGUGCGACCGAGCGUUCCAUUGUCACCGGCAGCUGGCGUCGCACCAGCAAAAGAAGCGUCACUUUGGGUGCAGUGGCUGCGAUAGUUUGUUUCCGUCACUAAUGCUGCUGGAGCACCACAAGGAGGAGUUUGAGCACUGGAGCGACGAGGAGAUGGGCAGGCGGGUGUGCUGUCGCCGGAAUCGCUGUGACGACGACUACUUUACGGACACCGACUCCUUUAUCAGUGACGCGGAGAGCGAGGAUCUGGAGAGACUGUUGUAAUCGCUGGACGCGGCAAAAAAAAAAGGAACCGAGGGAAGCAGGACUGACGGGACUGAAAAUGGGAAGGCUGCCCUCGACGAAAUUUGAAUCCUGGGCCCUGGGAAUGGGCAUGGUUCUGGCCAUCUCAUCCCCAUCAUUCAGGCAGCAGCAGCUAGGGGGCGGGCACAAGGUAUAUCCUGCGGCGAAAGGACAAGGGACAUCGGACUUGGGCGCUCGUCUUCUGAUGAAGAUUGACACACGGGGCGGACCUAAUGAAAAUGAAUUAAACCCCAAUCUGGCUGAACGCAAAGCCCCCCAAAAAAAAAAACACAAACAAUGAAAAAUGUUGGCUAAAGCCCAAAAGAAAAACAACAACAAAAAAACAUACCAAGACCAGUGCUGUAGAGUUUUUAGCUUUUUUGUUAAAGAGAUAAAUUCUUAAACAAACAAAGGCAUGAUAUUCUUUGAGAUUUAUGUUAUUCUAUCAAAACUUAUUAAUAUUUUAUUUAUUUCCAAUUUUAAAGGUGCAAAUAAUAAAACAAACAUUCCUCAGGUUUAUAAACAAUCCAAUUCUUUUCUGAUUAACUUUUUUGAAAUAUUUUCUACUCUUUAUAUUUUUAUUUUUCAUUCAUUUAUCUCGUUUUCAAGAUGCUUCUUGGCAGCACUGGCCAAGGCAAUAAAAAAAAGGAAGAAAAAAAAAGACGCCAGGACAGAAAAACAAGAUAUAAAAUACUUGUCGACUGUUUUGUCUGUAUUUUUAGAGUUCAACUACCAGACCCUGUGCUUGGGUCUAAAAACCCAGUUAUAUAUAUAUGUAAAUGUAAAUGUAUUAUAUAUCUAUGUGUGUAUAAUGAGCUAGUCAAAUACGAAAAUCCAUAAAUGGAAAUCAUAUCAUUAAAUGCAUAUGUGUAAACCCAAAGAAACAAGAAAAAAAACAAAAAACAAAAAACAAAUACAAAACUAUUUACCAAGCAACAAGAAAAGACCGCAAGAAAAACCAAAAGUAUU